This is a messenger RNA of Ogataea polymorpha, 1132 nucleotides long. RefSeq lists its product as uncharacterized. NCBI's taxonomy places the organism in Eukaryota, Fungi, Ascomycota, Pichiomycetes, Pichiales, Pichiaceae. The annotation marks the transcript as partial. Gene Ontology annotation, cellular component: cytoplasm. The transcript has a single exon. Gene Ontology annotation, molecular function: L-ornithine transaminase activity; pyridoxal phosphate binding; identical protein binding. The record is from RefSeq and is a predicted model, not a curated record.
GUGGUUUCCAGCCUCUUCCAAUUGCGCUUACAAAGGCUCGCAAUGCCACCUUGUGGGACGUGGAAGGAAACAGGUACAUAGACUUUCUCUCGUUCUUUGCCGUCGCCAACAUGGGUCAUGCUCACCCCAAAAUCGUGGAAGCUGCCAGCAGAGCAAUUCGUGAUUGCCCAAUGGCCAACACAGCAUUCGUCAAUCCUAGCUAUGCAAGACUUGCUUCCAAGAUCAAAGAAAUUUUUGGAUACGAUAGUAUCGUAUGCAUGUGUACUGGAGCCGACAGCACGGACACGGCAACAAAAAUUGCCCGUAAAUGGGGUUACAAGAUCAAGGGUAUUCCUAGUGGGAAAGCCUUUGUACUCACGGCAUCUGCGUGCUACCAUGGGAUUACGAUAUCGACGCAUUCCCUGUCCUCUGCUCCCGAAGACGUGUUUGGUCCGUACGUGCCCUGCGUGGGCCCAAUCUCGCCAUCUGGCGUAUUAGUCGAGUAUGGAGAUAUAGAAAGCCUCAAGAAAGCAUUGGAAAAAGACCACGAGGUUAUUGCAGCGUUCAUGGUGGAACCAAUCCAAGGUUCUGCCGGAAUCGUUGAUCCUCCAGAGGGUUAUCUAAAACAGGCUUAUGAUUUAUGCAAACAGUACGAUGUGCUUUUCAUUGCAGACGAGGUGCAAACGGGUCUGGGAAGAACAGGAGAACUUUUGCACAGCUGGCAUUCUGGGGUGAAACCUGACCUAGUGUGUCUCGGUAAAGCCUUAGCGGGGGGCGUCGCGCCGCUAUCUGCUGUGUGCGGCAAUGCAGACGUGAUGGGUAUCAUCGACGGUGGCGACAUUGGGUCCACAAUGGCAGCUAACCCACCAGCCACGGCGGCAGCAGUUGCGGCAUUAGAAGUCCUGGUCGACGAACGGAUUGCUGAGCAAUCCAAAGAGAAAGGAAAACUGCUGCGAGAGCUGCUCAAAGCCGAGAACCUGCCUCAAGUUUCUGGUCUUACCGGUGCAGGUAUGCUUUGCGCAGCGAUUCUAAACCCUAAAUAUGUGACACCGCAGUUCAAUGGACCAAGGCUGCGGAGUCUGUGUGCCAAGAGAGGGCUAAUGGUCAGCAGCGCGUCCGGUGGCAACCGUAUCCGGAUAUGCCCACCGCCAAC